AUGGACACAGACCCGAAGGAUGCCAAGCUUGCCAAGGUCCAGGCGCAACUGGCCAAAAUCUUGUCCUUGGUCAAAGAAGAGUGCAAGGUCCGGAAGGAGACGGAGGUGCAAUUGGCCAAGAAGGAGGCACAACUGGAAACAUCCAUGAAGACCACCAACAACUCACCGCAAGCCCCAGCUGUGCCGGUCAAAGGCCCCAAGAUUCACCUGAGGACAGUAUAA
Molecule: messenger RNA, 222 nt
Organism: Puccinia graminis f. sp. tritici CRL 75-36-700-3
Lineage: Eukaryota; Fungi; Basidiomycota; Pucciniomycetes; Pucciniales; Pucciniaceae
Exons: 1
Coding region: 1-222 (73 amino acids)
Source: RefSeq, a predicted model, not a curated record